AUGAAGUUCGGAAAAACCUUUGCCAAUCAUCGCAUUCCAGAGUGGUCAAGUCAAUAUGUUGGCUACAAGUCGUUGAAGAAAAUGAUUAAAGAAAUUACAAGACUUCAAGAAGACAUAUAUAGGGCACAUAACAAGAAUAGCUAUGAUGAAGGCAGGCCACCAACAAAAAUGAGAGAUUCAUCUAAUAGUGCUCAAAAUUAUUUGGACUCUCCAAAAAUCCAAAAGUUAUUGGCGUCGUUUUUCUUUGCAGUUGACAGGGAUAUUGAGAAGGUUGAUACAUUUUACAAUUCCCAGUAUGCGGAAUAUAAGAAAAGAUUUGAGAGAUUGCUUUCUUCUAAUCAAUUCAAUGAGAUAAAAUCAACAUUAGUGGUCGAUGCCAACAAAGAAGAUGCAGUAGCGCAAACCUUACUCACAAAGGAUACGAGAGAGAUGAAUAUGCUUUUAAAGGGAACAAGUCAAGCCAGCCGUCUAUCUUACCAUAAAGAUGACUUAAUUGAAAUUCAGUCUAUCUUAGCUGAGUUAAGAAAACAAUUUAGAAACUUAAAGUGGUACGCUGAACUAAAUAAGAGAGCUUUUGGUAAGAUUUUAAAGAAACUGGAUAAAAAAGUCGGCACAAAUCAGCAAAUGUCAACUAUGAAAACUAGAAUCUUGCCGUUACAAUUUGCUAAUGAUUCUCUUAUUACCAAAGAUUUGAGUUUGCUAAAAACUAUCUGGGAACAAGUGACGUUCAGGAUAAAUUCUUACGAGAGAGUAAUGAGGAGUACCUCGCCGAACGCAAAUGCUAAUGAUAAUACAGAAUUCUUUAAGAUUAUUUGCGUUUUUAUAGAAGAAGAUGAUAGCAAAGGAUUGAUUAGAGAGCUAACAAACCUAUAUUCGGAAUUGUCUUUGAUUCCAACAAGAAUUAUGAUAAGUGUUUUAAACAAGGCAGCACUGUCUAAAUCACUGGCAUGUAUUGAUGCUAUCUUAAAGGUUAUUCCGUCUCUAAAUGACUCGGAAGAUAUUAACAGAAGAAAUUUUUUCCAUCAUCACAUAAUUGCAAUCGGGAAGUUAAUCAGAAAACAGGAAAUUUUAAGUAGGAAAAAGAAGUCACAACCCUCAAAAUAUACUAAUAGUGAGGGAGAAAUUGUAACAGAUUUAAGAACCCUGCAUACGACCCUAUCUGCCCCGGCAGAAUCAGAUAGCAUUACAGAGGAGGAAAAAAGUUCGGCCUGUACACUCUCUUAUAUUUUAGAGGAGUUACCAAUUCAUUUAAGACCAUGCCUUUUUCAGCAUGAUAAUUACAAGAGAACGCCCUUGCAUUAUUCUUGCCAGUAUGGCUUAUCUGAAGUUACGAAGUUGAUUAUCAAGUUAAUGAAAGAAUGGAAUAUCUGGAAUGAAAUCCCUAUUGAUGACGUUUCCGCGUUCGGAGAUGCCGAAUCAUUGACACCUUUACAUUUAUGUGUGUUGGGUGCUCAUCCCAAAACAACAGAAGUCUUAUUGCAAUCUUUGGAUCCGAACGUGAAAUUAAAAAGUUCAAGUUUGUUACAUUUGGCCACUGAGUGGAAUAACUAUCCCCUUUUACAUGUUCUCCUAUCAUCAAAAAGGUUUGAUAUUAAUUAUCAAGACAACGAAUUACAUGAAACACCGCUAUAUCUUGCUUGUAGAUUAAAUUUUUUCGAAGCUGCUGUGUGUUUGUUGUACAAUGGAGCCGACCUUGAAAUAAGAGAAAAACUUUUUGGCUGGACAGCUAUCUUCGUUGCAGCAGCAGAAGGGUUUACGGACAUUGUAAAGCUCUUGAUAGCCAACAACGCGAACUUUGAUAUUGAAGAUGAAGGUGGGUGGACGCCGAUGGAGCACGCGGUAUUGCGCGGUCAUUUGCACAUUGCUGAUAUGGUUCAAAUCAGAGACGAACUGGUCACGCAUCCCCAUUCACAGUUGAACAGUGGUAGCGAAGAGAAAGAACCACUAAACGAAAUUAGUGCCGGAGAAUUAAAUGAGAGAAAUGAAAAUGGAAACGGAGGUAAUAAAGGGUCCUUGGGAAAACUGGCCGGACCAAUAAAGUCAUAUGGACACAGAUUCCUGGAUAAUAAUGAAUCACUUAUACUAAUAACAUUGGGAAGUAAUGACACAAGAAACAAAAGCCCUUCAAUUUCAUUAAGCUCGGAAGCACUAGCAAAAGUUAUUGGGUUGGAAACAGAUUGUGCAUUAUCGUUAGUAAUUUCAUGCAAUGAUUCAAUUGAUAAAUCUUCUGUAAUCUUAGAUUUACCAUUAGAUGAUAAUGUGGACGCAGUAGACUUCAAAGUGCCUUUCAAAGUUGAUUAUUCUCAUACAUUAUAUUUUGAUAUUGUGCCAACAUAUGGAACACGCUCGUUGGAGACCCAUAAUAGAAUAGAUUGUCAAAAAAAUAACAAUAAUUACGUAAUGGCAAGGGGUGUUUCCAUGUUGAAUAAGUCGUACAGCUCAGUGGGAGUUAAUAGAAGUAUAUUAAAUGGUAGCGUGACGGUCCCCAUCAUCGCUAAUCAUACACUGGAGAUACUUGGGACGCUGAAAUUUGAAUAUAUUAUUAUCACACCAUUUGAACAUCCACAACUGCCCUUAGAAAGAACAGAAACGUACUGGAAAUCCUUAGUGUCCACUCGUGUUAUAGGACAUAGAGGCCUGGGUAAAAAUAAUCCUAAUAAAUCAUUACAAAUUGGAGAGAACACAGUCGAGUCUUUCAUCAUGGCAGCCUCAUUGGGAGCAUCGUAUGUAGAGUUUGAUGUUCAGUUGACGAAGGAUAACGUACCAGUGGUAUAUCACGAUUUUCUCGUAGCUGAAACAGGUGUCGAUAUCCCCAUGCAUGAAUUGACGCUGGAACAGUUUUUAGAUUUGAACAAUGCCGAUAAAGAGCACAUUCAACGUGGAGCAGGUCACUCACCUCAUCAUGUAAAUGGAGCAGAUACAGCACUACAAAAAUAUAGAGGGCGUUCGGUAGAUGAUUCAGACGUUAGUACAUUGAGGAGAGCUUGGGAUUUACACGACAACGACCCGAAUGGGAAGUCCAACAAUGCUCAUUGGUCUGACAAUCGAAUGAGGCUAACCAAAACAUUUAAAAAGAACAAUUUUAAGGGAAACGCUAGAGGACAUUCAAUAGCUUCAUCAUUUGUUACCUUGAAAGAACUAUUCAAGAAAAUCCCUGCCAACGUUGGGUUUAACAUAGAAUGUAAGUUUCCCAUGCUUGAUGAGGCAGAAGAGGAAGAGUUAGGGCAAAUAAUGAUGGAAAUGAACCAUUGGGUUGACACCGUGUUAAAAGUAGUUUUUGACAAUGCGAAUGGUAGGGACAUCAUUUUUUCGUCAUUUCAUCCGGAUAUUUGCAUCAUGCUUUCGUUAAAGCAACCGGUUAUUCCGAUCUUGUUCCUGACGGAAGGUGGAAGUGAACAGAUGGCCGAUUUGAGAGCCUCAUCGUUACAAAACGGUAUAAGAUUUGCUAAGAAGUGGAAUUUAUUGGGGAUUGUAUCUGCUGCAGCACCCAUUUUAAAGGCCCCACGGUUGGUGCAAGUGGUUAAGUCUAAUGGGCUGGUAUGUGUCACUUACGGUGUGGACAACAAUGAUCCCGAAAAUGCCAGUAUACAAAUUGAAGCAGGUGUAGAUGCCGUGAUCGUCGAUAGUGUAUUGGCAAUUAGACGUGGGUUAACCAAAAAGAAUGAAAAGUAA
Molecule: messenger RNA, 3672 nt
Organism: Saccharomyces cerevisiae S288C
Lineage: Eukaryota; Fungi; Ascomycota; Saccharomycetes; Saccharomycetales; Saccharomycetaceae
Gene: GDE1
Product: glycerophosphocholine phosphodiesterase
Exons: 1
Coding region: 1-3672 (1223 amino acids)
Biological process (GO): lipid metabolic process
Cellular component (GO): cytoplasm
Molecular function (GO): glycerophosphoinositol glycerophosphodiesterase activity; glycerophosphocholine phosphodiesterase activity; phosphoric diester hydrolase activity
Source: RefSeq, marked reviewed